ACAUUAAACAUGUGAUGGUUAAAUUUCACUUCAAUUUAGUGUGUCUUCAUGAGUCUUUAGUUGGUUUUGUAGUUUAAUUGUUAACUGUCGGCUCAAAAUACACUUCGUAUUAUACUCUUUAUAAGACAAUAUUGUAACCAUCAAAUAAAUUACAACAUGAAAAUAAACGUAAUCAAAUCAUUGCUAAUUUGAGUAGUUCACAAAUAAAAUGUAAAAUUAAAAUUUUUGAUACCAAAAGUAAAAAAAACAUAUUUUACUCGUAUAAUAUGUCUGGAUUUACUGAAAGUGGCUUAAAUAAACGUUUAAAAGAACUAAAUUCAUCACAACAAAGUAUUCAAACUUUAUCACUUUGGUUAAUUCAUCAUCGAAAGUAUGCUCAUACAGUUGUCAAAAUUUGGGCUAAGGAAAUAUCAACAGGAAAUGAGGCCAAACAAUUAACAUUGAUGUACCUUGCAAAUGAUGUUAUCCAAAAUGGUAAAAAAAAAGGACCUGAGUAUGGACAAGAGUUUGGCAAAGAACUGGCUAAAGCUUUUAAACAAAUUUCAUUAAAUAAUUGUACUCUGAAAACAAGACAGAGCUUGACACGGUUAUUAAAUAUUUGGGAGGAAAGAGGUGUUUACAGUAAAAUUCAAAUUGACGAAUUCAAAGAUUCUUUUGCUACUGAAACUGUAAAUAACUCAACGGAUGAGCCACCAAAUAAAAAAGUUAAACACACAGAAAACCAUAAAACAAAAAAAUCCAAACCACAAAAUAAUGGAUUAAAAAAAGAAAAAGAAGUUGUUGUAGAAAUUGAUGGUACUAAAGAGUUGCAUGUUACUUUAUCACCAAAAACUCCAGUUAAUGAUCCUCCAGAACCAGAAGAACUAAUCAAAGCACUAAAUGAUUUAGAAAAUGCACCAUCAUGUGAUGCAGUAGUACGAGAAAGAAUUUCCAAACUUCCACCAGAAAUUGCAGAUGUGAGCUUGUUAUCUCAAUUAAAAGGUAAGAGUGAAGCUGAAGAUCUCUUACGUAAAGUUAAUGAUGCUGUAGCUUUAUUGACUGAUUAUAAUACGAGAUUAGUGUGUGAAAUGGAGGAUCGUAAAAAAGUAACUGCUAUGCUACAAGAUUUUAUUCAAUCCCAAAGAGAUUUAAUUGAUCAAGCUGAACAAAGAUUGCAGGAGUAUCAAGGUAAAUUGCAAAAAGUUUGUCAAGUGCGACAAGAGGUUAAUACACAUUUACAGAACUUACCCGAUUUAGCUCAGUUACCAAGUGUAAAAGGAGGUUUAGCACCUCUGCCAUCUGCUGGUGAUUUGUUUACUGUAGGUUAAUUGACUGCUAUUAAACAUUUUAGUAUGAUGUCAUUGUUCUCAAUUAAAAAUAUUUUAACUAAAGUUGUAUUGUUAAAUUUAUGUAAUAAGUGUAAUUAUUUGAUAAGAGAUUGUUCAUUUUUUUUGACAAAUUAAGUCUAGACAUUUUCAUACAUAUUAUCAUUUAAUAUCUGUUUAAUAUAAGUUUAUAAUUACAGAAUUACAUUUAAACUGUUAAUGUAAAAAAGAAAAAAGUUUAAAGUGUUAUAUUAUUCAAUUAUUUAUAUCUUUUUGGUAAUUUUAAUAUUGAAUAAAAUUAGUGAAAUGAGUAUUGUUGUGCUGGAGGUCCACACCACUUUAUUACAAAUUCUAUAACUUGUUUUAUACUCGAUGAUUGAAUUGUUUUUGAAACUGUCAUAACUUUUGUCCAGUCGUCUUUUAUUGCUACCUUUCCACUUUCAAAUGUAAUACUUGCACUUUUUUUGGUAUCAAUGACUGGCCACCCAGAUAUAACACAAACAGAGAAUUUACUACCAUCUGGAGCUGUUAAGUUGGAUAAAUACAGUUGCCGAUGAUCCAAUGGUAGGCUCUAUAAUUAUAUAACAUUAUAUUUGUUUAAACAUAUUUUAAUAAAAUGAUUUUGCCUUAUUA
This is a messenger RNA of Daktulosphaira vitifoliae (grape phylloxera), 1937 nucleotides long. RefSeq names its product regulation of nuclear pre-mRNA domain-containing protein 1B-like. Lineage: Eukaryota; Metazoa; Arthropoda; Insecta; Hemiptera; Phylloxeridae. The transcript has 7 exons. Gene Ontology annotation, cellular component: RNA polymerase II, holoenzyme. The record is from RefSeq and is a predicted model, not a curated record. Bases 267 to 1307 code for a protein of 346 amino acids. Gene Ontology annotation, biological process: mRNA 3'-end processing. Gene Ontology annotation, molecular function: RNA polymerase II complex binding.